Arachis ipaensis is the source of this 6040-nucleotide messenger RNA. It is a transcript of the gene REV3, whose product is annotated as recovery protein 3. The record is from RefSeq and is a predicted model, not a curated record. Gene Ontology annotation, biological process: double-strand break repair via homologous recombination; error-prone translesion synthesis. Gene Ontology annotation, cellular component: nucleus; zeta DNA polymerase complex. Gene Ontology annotation, molecular function: DNA binding; DNA-directed DNA polymerase activity; nucleotide binding. Lineage: Eukaryota; Viridiplantae; Streptophyta; Magnoliopsida; Fabales; Fabaceae.
AAUGACGGAUUCGCAGUCCAAUUCAGAGAUUUUCAGUGUUCGGAUUGUCUCCAUCGACUAUUACAUGGCUCCGCCGAUCCAAGGCGCCGAUAUCUGUUACAGCAGCUUCCACGGGGGAAAAGUGAAGGAGGUUCCUGUAAUAAGAGUGUAUGGUUCUACUCCUUCAGGCCAGAAGACUUGCUUGCACAUUCACCGAGCCUUGCCUUAUAUGUAUGUGCCAUGUUCGGAUAUACCACUUCAACCAGACCAAGAAGGUGAUGCAUACACGAAUAAGGUUGCUGCUUCUCUCGAGAAAGCCUUGCAGCUUAAAGGCAGUGCUGGUUCAACAAGGCAGCAUGUGCAUGGCUGCAGCCUUGUACGAGCAAGAAGAUUCUAUGGUUACCACUCGUUUGAGGAGUUAUUUGUUAAGAUAUACCUAUAUUAUCCGCAAGAUGUCUCCCGUGCUGCUAAUCUUCUCUUGGCUGGUGCUGUUCUUGACAAAUGUUUACAACCUCAUGAAUCACAUAUUCCCUAUAUUCUUCAGUUUCUGGUUGAUUACAACUUGUAUGGCAUGGGUCAUUUGCACCUAACAAAGAUGAAAUUUCGCCAUCCUGUACCAGACUCUUCUCACAAGAAAUCAAGUAUUUAUAGCGAGCACAUAAUGGCAGACUCAGGUGCUGAUGUAUGUUUGGAGUCAAAGAUGUGGAUAUCUUCCACUGUCCCAUCUGAUUGGAUGUGGUCACCUGCCGAUGACUUUGGUGCUUCAUCAAACAAUAAGCCUUACUGCCCUAAAAGGCAAAGCACAUCUGAGCUUGAAGGAGAUGCUUCUGUAGAUGAGAUUCUUAAUCAGCAAUUUAUAAUGUAUUCAUCUCUCUCACAAACAUGCUCGGAUGUGAAAAUGGUUCAAUCACUUGUACCUAUAUGGGAGGAACAGCAGAAAAGGACUGGAGUUAAUGAGGCUACUAUGCCUCCUGAUCCUGGAAAACCACUUCCAGAAGAUGUUAUGAAGCUUCUUUCUGCUGGUAUUGACUUUGAGAAAAGACUUAUUGAAUUGUGUAACAUAGCUGGAACCACUGUGUCUUUAACUCCUUCUCAGAAAGAAUUAAGAGAAACAGACAUAAUAGGCUCAGCAUCACCACCAUGUUCAUUAAAUGAUGCCAAAAUACACGAAGAUGGGGGUGAUAACAGCUUCAGUUUGUUGCCUGUGGACAAAAUGCAUUCAUCUGAAAUAAUUGGAUCGUCGGACAUAAAGGCUGCAGAAAGGGAAGCCCAACAUCUUCUCAAGUGGCUUGCAACUUCUCAAGCUGCAGAAGAUAUUAACUCUGAUGAUGAACUUGUUUGUGAAAUGAUGCUGAGUCCCCAGCUACCAGAUGCAACGAUUGAUAAACUGCUGGAGAAAGUUAAUAUGCAAUAUGAGAGUGAGUCGCAAAAGGAAUGUCAGGAUAUUCUAGAUUCAGUUGAUGAUAUGCUUGAGUUGAAGUUUUCUAAGCAAAAGCCUUCUUGUUCAAUUGAUCAUGGUGAUCCUAUUGAAGUGUCAACUGAGAGUAUAAUACCCCAAGUUGAUGGUUCAGCUGAUGAUGAAUAUUCAAUUCCAUGUGCUAGUUUGGCUGAAACCUCUUCUGCAGCAGAGAGAAAUAGUGAAUCCAGAAGGCUGUCUGAGUACCAUGUCAUGCACAGCACUGAUACAGCCGUAGUUAGUAAAGAUAAGAGGAGUAAGCAAUGGGGGUCUUUGCCUUUUUCAGUGGCUGAUAAGGUUAACUGCAAAGGAGAACAAGCUAUAAUGCAAGUGACUUGCCCAUUUGAAAGUCAAAGUGGAGAUUCUACUGAUUCUGAUAAUGGGGUUAGAAAGAGUGCUCGUAUUACAAGAAAUGUGGGCAGAACUGUUUCAGAAUCAAAACAACAGAGAUUUGUUAACUGCUCUUUGCGGGACUUGAUGAGGCGGAAGCGAUCCUUUCGAGUUGAACAAACUGAAUGCGAUUCUGGGACAACUAAAAAGCUUGUUUUGGACAGGCAUGAGGGAUCAAAUAUCUGCCUUUGGAAAAAACGAAUGGAUUUGAGCACAAUUCAAACCAACGAGGAAGAAACAAAACUCCUGAAAAAUUGUGAUCUUAAACUGAGCAAUCAUGAUAAUUUAGUGAGUCGGAAACUGCCACUUCCAGAUGGUAAGGAUAGUUUCUUACAGGAUGAUAUGCAAAGCGAUGAAUGUUUUUCUGAAAAUGAAAUGGAGGCUCCAGAAGCAAGUGAUCUGUUAAGGACUUCUGGAAAUCAAGGUUCUUUAGUGUAUAUGCCAAAUCCCUUUCCAGAUGUUCAGUUAAUGCGAACAGAUACCGAUUAUAAAAUCAUAACUCCUGAGAGGUGUCAACAAACUUAUUCUGCAUCUUCAAGCAGUGUACAGAACUCAUCCAUUGAUAAUAAAGUGUCAUGCAAGCCUAAUUGCACGAAUCAAGAUUCUCAUGGCAGCAUAUCUUUUGCACAAGAAAGCCAAAUUCCAGCAAUUUACACACGAGUGUUGCUUAAUGAGAGAGUUGAUAAUAAAAAACAUGGUGUAAAUUUACUGGGUGAGAAGACUAUUGUCUCAGAGUCUAUUGAUGAUGACUUGAAGGAUAAACACAUGGAAUUAACUGAAGUAAGUGCAGCUAAGGAAACCUGCUCAACUGACAAGAAUCUUGAAAAUCUUUUACCCUUGCCAACCAUGCCUGAUUCCCAUUUACAUUUGGAUGAGGAAAGCUGUGAUGAAAUGUCAGGGAAUGCUCUGGAUGUUUUUCUUCCCAUUUCCACAAAGGAUUCCCAGAAAGAGAUGAAGACUUGGAAUAAAUAUGUUGCAAUCAAAGCUCCUCGAUCUCAUGGGAAAAAGGAUGUUGCUAUCCACUAUCAAAAUGAUGGCUCUCACGUAUACGUGCUUACACCUAAUAUUUUGCCUCCGUCUGUAACCAGUGUGCAGAGAUGGCUAUCUCUAGAUGAGAGAGAUCACACAAGUCAAGAAACUGAAGUAGAGGCCAAGGAUGUGCCUGAACACACUUCUGGACCUACUCUCCAGCCUAAGCUUUAUGAUGAUAGUAGUGCAGAAAAGAAACCAGUCAAACCAUCAUGCAUUAAUGAAGGACAAACAGAAAGAGUGAAGGCAAGUGCAGAUGGUUCACAGGAUAAUUCACAGAUAUCAGGCCCUAUGAGGAAAUCAAAUUCUACCCCUCUGAGUCAAAUUGGCUUUCGAGACCCUUCAAGUGUUGGAUGUGGACAGCAAUUGACAUUACUCAGUAUAGAGGUCCUUGCUGAAUCAAGAGCAGACCUUUUACCUGACCCUCAGUUUGAUGCUAUCAACAUUGUAGCUCUUGGUUUUCAGAAUGAUUGUGAUUCUAUUAUUGAAGUUCUUGUUCUUUUGCAUAAUAAAUUUGAACCUUGUCAGAGAAGUUUUGAUGGCUUAGUAGGCUGCAAAGUGUUGGUCUUUUCUGAUGAAAAGCACUUGUUAAAGGAAUUUAUAAAUAUUGUCUCUUCAUCUGACCCUGAUAUUUUGAUGGGCUGGGAUAUUCAAGGGUAUUCUCUUGGUUUCCUGGCAGAAAGGGCUUCACGAUUUGGUUUAGGAUUACUUAACAGUUUGUCACGAACUCCAUCUGAUUCAUCGGUUGCUUCUGAAGAUGUGAAAAUUUCCGGAAAAGGUAUCUUGGAAUUUGACGAUCCUGAUACUCCUAGUAUAGAUUGUUGUGUACAAGGAAGUUCAAUAAUUGAGGAUGAAUGGGGACGGACACAUGCAAGUGGAGUUCAUGUAGGUGGCAGAAUUGUCCUUAAUGUAUGGCGGCUGAUCCGCGGAGAAGUUAAGCUGAACUUAUAUUCGAUUGAAGCUGUAGCUGAAGCUGUAUUGAGGCGGAAAAUUCCAUUCUUUCACAACAAGGUGCUGACAAGAUGGUUUUCAAGUGGUCCUGGACGAGCAAGAUAUCGGUGUAUCAAAUAUGUUGUAGAAAGAACAAAGCUGAACCUUGAGAUCUUAAACCAACUUGAUAUGGUGAAUCGGACAUCAGAACUUGCUCGUGUCUUUGGCAUAGACUUUUUUUCUGUUCUAUCACGUGGUUCACAAUAUCGGGUUGAAUCCAUGUUAUUGAGGUUGGCCCAUACACAAAACUAUCUUGCUAUCUCACCUGGAAAUCAACAGGUUGCUUCUCAACCUGCCAUGGAGUGCCUGCCUCUAGUGAUGGAACCCGAGUCAGGAUUUUAUUCUGAUCCUGUUGUUGUAUUUGACUUUCAAUCUUUAUAUCCAUCUAUGAUAAUUGCAUACAACCUUUGCUUUUGUACGUGUCUUGGCAAAGUUGUAGCUUCGAAGGCUAACACGCUUGGGGUCAGUUCAUUUUCGCCAGAGCAACAUGUUCUUCAGUAUUUGAAAGAUCAAAUUUUGCUCACUCCAAAUGGUGUUAUGUUUGUACCUUCCAAGGUUCGCAGAGGUGUGCUUCCCCGCUUAUUGGAAGAGAUCUUGUCAACCAGAAUAAUGGUGAAACAAGCAAUUAAAAAGUUGGCUCCCUCAGAGCAAGUGCUUCAGCGGAUAUUUAAUGCAAGGCAGCUGGCAUUGAAACUCAUAUCCAAUGUAACAUAUGGUUACACUGCUGCUGGAUUUAGUGGUCGCAUGCCUUGUGCAGAACUUGCAGACAGUAUUGUUCAAUGUGGCCGUAGUACACUGGAGAGGGCGAUCUCAUUUGUAAAUCUACAUGAAAAGUGGAAUGCUAGAGUUAUUUACGGAGAUACUGAUAGUAUGUUUGUCCUCCUUAAAGGACGCACUAUCAAAGAAUCUUUCCAAAUUGGGAGUGAGAUUGCUUCUGCUAUCACUGCUAUGAAUCCUAGUCCUGUUACCCUGAAGAUGGAGAAAGUUUAUCAACCUUGUUUCCUCCUGACAAAGAAGCGAUAUGUUGGCUACAGUUAUGAAAGCCCUGAACAAAUUGAACCUGUUUUUGAUGCUAAAGGUAUUGAGACAAUCCGCAGGGACACGUGUGGUGCAGUUGCAAAGAUAAUGGAACAGUCUUUGAGAUUAUUUUUUCAGCAUCAGGAUUUAUUGGAGGUCAAAUGUUACUUGCAACGUCAGUGGAAGAGGAUACUUUCUGGAAGAUUCUCCCUGAAAGAUUUCGUCUUUGCAAAGGAGGUUCGUCUGGGUACCUACAGUGGAAGGAUCUCUUCACUUCCUCCUGCUGCAAUUGUGGCCACUAAGGCAAUGAGAUCUGAUCGUAGGGCAGAACCACGAUAUGCUGAGAGAAUACCUUAUGUUGUAAUCCACGGUGAGCCUGGAGCCCGCCUGUCUGAUAUGGUUGUGGAUCCAUUGGAAGUCUUGGCAAUUGAUUCUCCAUUUAGAAUAAAUGAUUUAUAUUACAUUAACAAGCAAAUAAUACCAGCCUUGCAGCGUGUCUUUAGCCUUGUUGGCGCUGACCUGAUCCAGUGGUUUUUAGAGAUGCCCCGCCCCGUAAGGGAAGCAUCUGUAAAGAAUAAGUUCUCUUCAAAUUUUCAGAGAACCAGAAUUGAUUAUUACUAUCUCUCGAAACAUUGUAUAGUAUGUGGGCAGUUGGUCCAGGCUUCAGCACGUUUGUGUAGUCAAUGCUCCAAAAAUGAAGCAGCUGCUGCAACAGCAGUGAUUAGUAAAACUUCUAAGUUGGAGCAAGAGAUGCAACAUCUUGUUGCUAUAUGUCACCACUGUGGCGGCGGUGAUAGGCUUCUCGAAAGUGGGGUGAAGUGCACGUCCAUUGCAUGCACGGUGUUCUAUGAGAGGCGGAAAGUUCAGAAAGAAUUAUUAGCUGCCACUGAUGUCGCUGCAGAGAAAGGCUUCUAUCCGAAAUGCACGGUAGAAUGGUUCUAAUUUCUAAAAACUGAAAUUGGUAGGGGUCUGCUGCUGCUGCCGGCACUACUGCCGUGUAUAUAUUUUCUUCUGUAACUAACUCUGUAUUUUCACCUUCAUUUCUCCUUUUGAGUUGUAAUUCUAUGUUCAUUCCAUGUAACCCAAGAGAAACAUGUAUAUUUGUUCUUUUUGUAAUCACCGAUUUGUAAAGCUCACAGAAGAAUAAAUUAACAAUCAAAUCGUAUUGUUUUUGUAAUA